Bactrocera neohumeralis is the source of this 973-nucleotide messenger RNA. It is a transcript of the gene Prosalpha1, whose product is annotated as proteasome subunit alpha type-6. The record is from RefSeq and is a predicted model, not a curated record. Lineage: Eukaryota; Metazoa; Arthropoda; Insecta; Diptera; Tephritidae. Gene Ontology annotation, biological process: ubiquitin-dependent protein catabolic process. Gene Ontology annotation, cellular component: cytosol; proteasome core complex; nucleus. Bases 130 to 864 code for a protein of 244 amino acids. The transcript has 5 exons.
GACAGUGGUUAAGUUUGACAAUUGUGAAUAUUAUAUGACGAUAAGAAGAAGCAGAUUAACAAUUUGCUGGUCAUUCGAAGAAUUUUGUUUUCUGUAGAUAUUUAAUUUGUGCAUUGAAAACCCAGAAAAAUGUCGCGUGGUAGUUCAGCCGGCUUUGAUAGACACAUUACCAUUUUCUCGCCUGAGGGACGUCUCUACCAAGUGGAGUACGCCUUCAAAUCUAUUGAUCAUGAAGGUCUUACGUCGGUAGCAUUAAAAGGCAAAGAUUGCGCCGUAGUAGCUACUCAAAAGAAGGUAGCCGAAAAGCUGAUUGAUCCGGAAACUGUAACACAUCUAUUCCGCAUUACCAAAAAUAUUGGCUGUGUGAUGACUGGACGCAUAUCUGAUAGUCGAUCACAAGUACAAAAAGCGCGUUAUGAAGCAGCAAACUUUCGUUACAAAUUCGGCUAUGAUAUACCAGUAGAUGUGCUGUGUAGACGCAUUGCCGAUGUUAACCAAGUGUACACGCAAAAUGCUGAAAUGCGUCCUCUAGCAUGCAGCAUGGUACUUAUCGCCUACGACGACGAGUUGGGACCUGCCGUAUAUAAAACUGAUCCUGCGGGUUAUUAUUGUGGAUUAAAAGCUGUUGCUGUCGGCGUAAAACAACAAGAUGCUAGAAGCUAUUUGGAAAAGAAAUACAAAAGUGAACUGUCGACAGAAAAGGCAAUACAGCUGGCUAUAACUUGUCUAUCCCAAGUUCUACAAGUAGAUUUCAAACCAAAUGGUAUUGAAAUCGGCAUUGUCACCAAGGACAGUCCAGAAUUUACGGUGUUGGAAGAAAAAGAAAUCGAAGAUCAUUUAACAAAAAUAGCAGAAAAGGACUAAUUUUAAUAAUGGAAACUUUUUACUUUUCGAAUUAAGAUUUGUUUUGGUUUCUUUGGCUACAAGCUUUAGCAAAGUAGCCAAAAAUAUAGCAGUAAAAGUAAAAAAUAUA